GAAAGCCUUUUCUCGUGAUCGAUCAAGUAAUAAGCGUUAAGGAGCGUCGUUUCACGUUCACUUACCCACACCUCUUCCGUUGGUCCAUCCCCAUCAGCGAUUCAGCUCCCAUUCUUCUCCUCCUCUUCCUCUUCCUCCUCCGUCCCCCACCUCUUUAUAUAACAAACUCAACGCCCUACCUCACCUCAACGAAUCAACAACAACACAGUCACAUCGCAUACUAGCUCAGCUCACACCAGAGAGAGAGAGAGUAGCGAGCCAUGGAAAGGGAAUUCGAGCCUGAUAUUGAUCCAACCCCCAUACCAAAGCUUUCCCUCUUUUCUCUCCCCAGUCAUGGGCUUCCUGAACCUCCCGGGAUGUGUACUCCGCCACCUCGAUCAGCCCAAGCUUCCGUUCCUUUCCUGUGGGAAGAAGCACCCGGCAAGCCCCGACCCACCACCACCACCACCGGCGUAUCCAAAGCCAGCAGUGCUAGGUGCUUAGAGCUCCCACCGCGGCUGUUCUUCACAGAAGCCAAGAUUACUAAUUUGCCCUCCCCGACAACGGUCUUGGAUGGCCCUUAUGUGGGUCGCUCUGCAUCUUGCACCGCCACGUUUGGCAGAGACCGUGAUGGUUCCUCCUUGUUUGAUACUACUACUGACGGAUUACGCUUUGGUUCAAUAUUUCACAGCAAGAGAGAGACCAAGGGGAAAGGAAGCUACCUUAGCUCUUCUGGGAGGAAGAUCUUGAAUGGGAUUGGAGAGAAUGAUGGUAAUAACAAGGUGAAGAUUACAAGAUUUAGAAGGAGCGGUAGCCUCUUCAAUCUCUCUCUCACAAGGUCUCAUCUGUGGGCGAACAUUUCUGAAAGCUUUAAGCAGGUGGUCCCAUGGCGGAAUGGUAGAAAAACGAAGAAGAAUGGUCUGUCGAUGUGAUGCUACUCUACUGUUUCUUGACACGUGGUGCUUCAGUCUACUGCGCCCGCGUUGAAUUUGUAAAUGUAAGAAAAGUAAAAAAGUCGAAUAAGAAAGCAAGAAAGGAAAAAAGAAAACAAUGUUUUCGGUGAUUAUUAACUGCUUUUCGCCUUAGUCUAAUUAUUUGACAUAUAUAAUGAAAGUGUAUCGUCGUCGUCAUCAUCAUCAUUGUCAGAGCAGAGCAUGUAACAACGCUGCACAUUAAAGUAACAAGUGGUUUCAUUUGGAAA
Molecule: messenger RNA, 1180 nt
Organism: Nelumbo nucifera (sacred lotus)
Lineage: Eukaryota; Viridiplantae; Streptophyta; Magnoliopsida; Proteales; Nelumbonaceae
Source: RefSeq, a predicted model, not a curated record